AUGAGGGGGAAAAACAAUUGAAUCAAUUUUAGAAUUAAGCUAUAAUUUUAACAAAAUCUGGAAAAAGUCAAGGGGUCUGAAUACUUUAUGAAUGUAAGGUUAACAAUUACAUUUUAACACUCAAGCACUGAUUUAAAAAGAAAACACAUAGGAUAAUGAAGAUGAUACUAAAUGUAGGUUCCAUGGCAUGGAGAAGGUUAUAAAGACAUGUAUUACUGAAUUCCAGCGAUUUAAAUGUAUCAAAAUGAGGUGGUCGUAGGAGAGUGUGUGUGUACUCUUGUCAGGCUUCAUCUUGGGUUUCUUGUGGGAGAGACUCUUGGCGUUACACAACGGACAGAUAGGAGCGUUAUGAUGGAUCUGUUGGUGGCAUGGCAGACAGGCAUAGGAUACAUUUACAUUUUUGUAAUUUAGCAGACGCUCUGCAAUAAGUGCAUUCAUUUGAAGAUAGCUAGUUGAGGCAACUACUUGUCUUAAUAUUCCUUUCCUGAAUAAAGUAGUUAUCAGAAAGUCAGUUUCGUAGGAAAAUACACGUGCGGGUUAUAUAUAUAUAUUUUUUACAAAUAAUGGAGUAAUGCGACAUAUAAGCGAACAAAUGAAAGUGUAGUUUAAAGUAUCGUUAUUUUUUGGGGAUCCUUUUCAUGAUCUAAUCCCACUCCAGUACGAUAGGUGGCGGUAAGGAAUCACUGUUGACAGCGCUGAACUCGCUAGAAAUAAAUGGUUCUGUUGUGGUUAUUCGUGUGUAAACAAUUGUGUUGCUAGCAGUCUUUAUAAUCUCUUAGCUGGCUAAUUAUUCACACAGUUUGUAGAUACACAAUUGGAACAGCAUUUUUAUUUCUUGCACGUUUAAGGUUAGAUUUGUAUUUGCACGUCGUAGUUUUUGUUGCACUUUACUACAACGAUAUUCGUUUCGGCUUGCUAGCUUUUUGUUCUGCAGCAGUACGGCUUUGAAGCCCGUUUAGCUACUAUAGAUAGUUAACGUCAACCCGAUUCUCGUCAUCUCUUCUGAUUACGUGAUUGUUGUCCGUCAAUAGAUCAGAAAAUCCUGAAAAUAAUAUAUCAUAGUGGCCACUUUUCUUUGAUAUUAGUUCGGUUUGGUCAACCUUUGAAAACUUACGUUAGCCAUUCUUGUCUGCUUCACAGUCAGCGGUGGCCGGUUUUGAGCCCAUUAUGGACCUUCACAAGAUAAUCCACGAUACCCUGCAGGAGUUCAUUCAGACAUGCAUUCCCGAAGCAGACCUGAGUUCCCUGGAUGACGUGUUGCUCCCCUACAUCACUGGAGUCCUGGAGGAUCUGGGAUCUCAGGAGAGCGUGGAGGAGAACUUUGACGUGGAGGUCUUUGUAGAAAUGCUGGAGGCCUACAUUCCUGGCUUUGCUGAAAUUGACAGUGUUAACGUUUGUGAUAUGAUGUUCAGCCUGGCUUCAAAACUAGCCACAGCCCGGAGUUCAGAAAAUAGUGUGCCAAAGGCUAGAAUGGAGGUCCCACUGACAGUCAGCGCUACCUCCACUGGGCCUCCUGUGAGGGAGAUGCACUGCCUUACUACACAGACUGAGGGGGCCACCGCCAAGGUGCCAUUCCCUGAGUGGGAGGCCCAGGAGCCGCUCCUUCUGGAGAUGUUCCCCAAGUGCAGACUAUCAGAGGCCAGGAGUGCGUUGUCCAUUGCUAAAGGUGACAUGGAGGAGGCUGUCCGCCUCAUCAUCGAAGGAGACAUCCAGCUCAGCCACACACCUCUAAACGUAAACCAUGGGAAGAUGGGUUCCCCUCAGGCAGAGCAGAAGAUGAAAGAGAGCAUCCUGGAGAAGUACAUGCUAGUGGACAGGGAGGAGGAUAAGAAAACACACAGGCCUGUUGCACCUAAAGAUGCCCCUAAGAAACUGGUGCGUUACCAUAGCAACCAGGUGGUGACCACAAAAGGGGAGCGGUACCAACUGGUGAAGAAAGAGGAGACGGAGGAGGUGAAGAAAACUUACGUCAGCAUCAAACCCGCACGCAAAUACAGAUUCCAUUGAUGACUGACUGGCACUCUUCUGGAACACCAGCCAUUGACUUUGUUGUUUACAUCCUUUCUGAAUGCCUUGUUUUUUUUGUUUGCCUGGUUAUGGAAAAUGUUUGUUUUUUGGUAUGUGUAAGUGUCUGAUUUGAAAAGUAUGUGGCCAUCGUCUUGCUUCGAAUAUAAUUGCUCCUUUGCAGUGGUUCUCUGGCAUCAUUGUUUUGUUCUCUAGGUGGGUCAUGAUGUGCUCUUGUAGUGGGCUGGCCAUGUGUAUAAGACUUGAACAACUGCUACAUUUGAUUCUCAUGUCCAAACUGUGUACUGUUUUUUUUCUCCAUUUCAGCAGGUCUGACAUGGUACAGAUUUUUGGGGGUCAGAUAUAAUUGUUAUUGGUAUUUUUCCUGGCAGGGGGACUUAGUGAUUUGGGGCCUGUUUCAAAACACUAUUUUCAGUACUCUAUCGCAAUACCUUAUUCCUCAUAUAAGGGUAAGUUUAGUCCAUUCAGGCUGUGCACCCAUUUUUUUUUUAUAAAAUAAAAAUAUAUUUUCUUUUUUUUUUACUAAAAAGUUAUCGGUGACCUUAUAAACAUGCGGCGCCAUGUUGGAGGAAGUUGUUCCUUAGACUGGAAGUGGUAUUUCCCGCAGCAUUUUUUACUAGCAAGGCACUGGAGAUCUACUUCUGGAGAAUGAUAACACAGGUCAACAAUCAGCUGAACGCAGAAACUGCAGGAGAGAGGGGAUGGAGAGAGAGGCAGGAGGAGAGGGGGGAAGAGCAGUCCUCCGAGGGAGGGGGAGGCAGGAGGAGGGGGAAAGAGCAGUCCUCCGAGGGAGGGGGAGGCAGGAGGAGAGGGGGGAAGAGCAGUCCUCCGAGGGAGGGGGAGGCAGGAGGAGAGUGGAAAGAGCAGCCUUCCAAGGGAGGGGGGAGGCAGGGGUUGCAGAGUGAGACGUGGAGGAGGAUGGUCAUACAAGUACAUAGAGAACAACCAAGAAAGGAGAGGGGAAGCACCCAGCCCUAAAGGACAGAGAGAGACAGGAGCAAGGGCUGCAGAGGGGUAGGCAGCAGAGGCAGUGAGAGUCUGGACCUUGUUAAGAGCAAGGAAAGGACCAACCCUGCUGCCCAGACUGGGACAUAGCUGGUCUCCCUACAGCUCAUCUCUGCCCUGCUGCCCAGACUGGGACCCAGCUGGUCCCCCUACAGCUCAUCUCUGCCCUGAAGCUCCAGACUGGGACCCAGCUGGUCCCCCUACAGCUCAUCUCUGCCCUGCUGCCCAGACUGGGACCCAGCUGGUCUCCUUACAGCUCAUCUCUGCCCUGCUGCCCAGACUGGGACCCAGCUGGUCUCCCUACAGCUCAUCUCUGCCCUGAAGCUCCAAACUGGGACCCAGCUGGUCUCCCUACAGCUCAUCUCUGCCCUGAAGCUCCAGACUGGGACCCAGCUGGUCCCCCUACAGCUCAUCUCUGCCCUGCUGCCCAGACUGGGACCCAGCUGGUCUCCUUACAGCUCAUCUCUGCCCUGCUGCCCAGACUGGGACCCAGCUGGUCUCCCUACAGCUCAUCUCUGCCCUGAAGCUCCAGACUGGGACCCAGCUGGUCUCCCUACAGCUCAUCUCUGCCCUGCUGCCCAGACUGGGACCCAGCUGGUCUCCCUACAGCUCAUCUCUGCCCUGCUGCCCAGACUGGGACCCAGCUGGUCUCCUUACAGCUCAUCUCUGCCCUGAAGCUCCAGACAUUCACAGAGGAGAUGAGAUGGGCCAUGGACACGGAGCUGCAUGACCCAUCAGUGUGUGGAGUGUGUGUGCAGCAGCAGACAACUUUGUCCCUAAACACCUUCAUCAGGAGGAAGACUACUCAACUAGACACUAACAUACUGGAGGAUAAACUACACACACACCUCUAUAACAGGGUACAACACACACACCUUUGUAACAGGGUACAACACACCUCUAUAACAGGGUACAACACACACACACCUCUGUAACAGGGUACAACACACACACACACCUCUGUAACAGGGUACAACACACACACACCUCUGUAACAGGGUACAACACACACACACUUCUGUAACAGGGUACAACACACACACACCUCCGUAACAGGGUACAACACACACACCUCUAUAACAGGGUACAACACACCUCUACAACAGGGUACAACACAACACACCUCUACAACGGGGUACAACACAACACACCUCUACAACGGGGUACAACACACCUCUCCAACAGGGUACAACACACCUCUACAACAGGGUACAAGACACCACACCUCUACAACAGGGUAAAACACAACACACCUCUACAACGGGGUACAACACAACACACCUCUACAACGGGGUACAACACACCUCUACAACGGGGUACAACACACCUCUACAACAGGGUACAAGACACCACACCUCUACAACGGGGUACAACACAACACACCUCUACAACGGGGUACAACACAACACACCUCUACAACGGGGUACAACACAACACACCUCUACAACGGGGUACAACACACCUCUACAACAGGGUACAACACACCUCUACAACAGGGUACAACACACCUCUACAACAGGGUACAACACACCUCUACAACAGGGUACAACACACCUCUACAACAGGGUACAACACACAGUACUUUAGACUGCUCACUAUCUGUGUUCUUUGCUGUUUAGGUCCUGUAGCUGCUGCCAUGUUAUUAUAGUCACUUUCUGUCCUUAUGUUUCUGUACACUUAAAAGGCCCUCUGAAUGGCAAACAGUCCCAAGAACAACAAGUCUUAUGAGAACAGAAUAUUAAUCGGUGUUGUAGGACGCAGUGGGAGAAUCUCAAUUGCAUACUCCUCUUAGCCCAUUGGAGGAGGUCAGAGAGGUGGUGCCUGUAGCUUUCUCAUCCAAUGGGUUUUGAGGAGACAGGGAAAGAGGACACCAGGAGAAUGCAAAUGAGGUUUUCCCAGUAUGUUUGUUGGGUGAGUUGCUGAGGAGCCUCCCCAAGCCCUCUGACUCCCCCAGCAGGAUCUGGGAACAAAUGCAGCCCAGAGGAAGGACAUAGCAACUUGGGGUUACCUUGGAGACAGAACAGGAAUCUGGAUGUACUCUGCCAACGCAAUGUCAAUGAAGGGGUUACCUUGAAGGCCCAGAAUGUUAACCUGACAGCAGUACAAGAACUGAGCUUAAGGUGCCUUCGUACUGGCACUAUCACCGUGUGGACAUAUCUGAAAUAUUUCCUACGUACUGCACUACUUCUGAUCAGAGCCCUGGUGGACCCAGCCUGUGAUUUUCACUGAGUGUCAUUGAUCAUGUGUAUUAUAAUGAGAUUCAUCCUAAAGUAUAAAAGAAAAUACAAUUCCAA
Oncorhynchus kisutch (coho salmon) is the source of this 5324-nucleotide messenger RNA. It is a transcript of the gene cuedc2, whose product is annotated as CUE domain containing 2. The coding region runs from base 1168 to 2007 and encodes 279 amino acids. The transcript is spliced from 3 exons. The record is from RefSeq and is a predicted model, not a curated record. NCBI's taxonomy places the organism in Eukaryota, Metazoa, Chordata, Actinopteri, Salmoniformes, Salmonidae.